AUAAUGUUAACCUCGCUAAAUAAGAAUUUUAUGUGUAUAACAAUAAUUCAAGUAUUUCUUAAGCUUCUCAAUUUUUAAAAUGAAUUCAAAUAAUGAUACGCAUAGUUUAAAAAUUGCCAGCAUCACAAUUGAUUUACUCGUAAAUAAUCUAGAUUGUGAUCCGUGCUGAAAUUAAACAUACUGCGAAAAAGCCUUCCAAGGCCAUGUUUAGAAAUAGAUCCGUCAGUCAUCUCAGUUAAAACUUCCGAGUAGAGUAGUCGUAAUUGGUAUAUUGCCAGAAAAACAUUUCAUAUCCCAAUUUGAAAUUUAAUUUUUAUUUUGUAACAUUUCUACUGGUUUCAUUUUGUGUUUAGCAACAUGAGUGUACUAAGUAAAAUAAAAGUUGUAUAUGAUAACUAUCCUUUAUUAAGGGGUAUGGCAUCUUAUGGCAUUAUUUGGCCAAUUUCAAGUUUAAUUCAACAGACAUUUGAAACAAAAGACAGUGAUGAAGGCUAUGAUUGGUGGAGAUGUGCUCGUUUUGGCUUAUGGGGUUCCUGUUAUGUUGCACCUACUUUGUACACAUGGCUAACUAUAGCUAGUAUUAUGUGGCCUGGAAAUACUAUUCGUGCUGGUCUUAUAAAGACAGCUGUUGAAACUGUAACAUACACCCCAUUUGCAAUGUGCAGUUUUUAUUUUGGCAUGAGUAUGUUGGAGAUGAAAUCUUUUGACGAAGCAGUAGCAGAAGUGAAUGCUAAAUUCUGGCCUACAUAUAAGGUUGGAGCAUCCAUAUGGCCAGCUGUGGCUCUAGUUAACUUCUGUUUUAUUCCACCAAAGAACAGAGUACCUUUCAUCAGUGUGUGCAGUCUCAUGUGGACCUGUUUUCUUGCUUAUAUGAAACAUCUUGAGAAGGAAGAUUUACCUCAAAGAGCAAAAAAAAGUAAUGUUAAAAUGCUGAGUAAUAUAUGAAAACUAUUACCAUUUAGACAAAUAUUAUUUAUUAGACAAUUUUUUAAACAGAUGGGAUAUCAGUAUUCUAAUUUUUAAGUUAGUAAUUAUACUGAGUUGGCUUACCAAGUAGAUGCUUACCAACUUUUUCAUGUAUAGUAUUUUAUAUUGUAGCCUUCUGACCUUGAGAUAAAUUAUUGUUUUUUUUUUAAUACAAUGACAAUGGUACCAAUGGCAAAGCAUUCUAAAAGUAGUAUAAAAUAUUUGACUAGAAUUGGUUGAAUUUAAGAUAUUUGUAAUUUAACCAAAGUUCUUUGUAUUCAAUCAAAGUUCCUUCUAGAUAGAUAUACUAGAGUCAAUUUAUUUGUAAUUGUAUUAUACAGUAUUAUAAUGAUUUUUAUUUAUUAUUGACAGUAAUGUGAGUUGAAAACUCUUUAAUUUUAUUUUUUGGUGAUUUCAAAGAUAAAUUAUU
This is a messenger RNA of Papilio polytes (common Mormon), 1396 nucleotides long. Its product is annotated as mpv17-like protein. The coding region runs from base 358 to 945 and encodes 195 amino acids. Gene Ontology annotation, cellular component: cytoplasm; membrane. Lineage: Eukaryota; Metazoa; Arthropoda; Insecta; Lepidoptera; Papilionidae. The record is from RefSeq and is a predicted model, not a curated record. The transcript is spliced from 4 exons.